GUUGUUGUGCAGAGCUCUGGGAUUGAAACAUUAGUGGAGGAGCUUUGCUCCAGACUGAAAGACCUUCAGAGUAAGCAAGAGGAGAAGAUUCACAAAAAGUUAGAAGGCUCUUUGUCUCCUGAGACUGAUUUAUCUCCCACAGCAAAGGAUCAAGUAGAAAUGUACUAUGAAGCAUUUCCUCCUCUUUCUGAAAAGCCAGUUUGCCUGCAGGAAAUUAUGACUGUAUGGAAUAAAUCCAAAGUAUGCUCUUACUCUAGCUCCUCAUCUUCAUCCACUGCUCCACCAACUAGCACGGAUACAUCUUCUCCAAAGGACUGCAAUAGCGAAAGUGAAGUAACUAAAGACAGAAGUAAUAAAGUAUCUGGCACUGUACAGGAAAGAACCCAACAGAAGAAAAGUAAAAAUGAGAAAGAAAACAAGUUUAGUAACAACACUGUUGAAGAGAAGCCUGCUUUGUACAAAAAGCAAGUCCGACAUAAGUCUGAAGGAAAGAUGCGUCCUCGCUCCUGGUCAUCUGGAUCCAGUGAGGCUGGCUCAAGUUCUAGUGGUAAUCAAGGUGAAUACAAGGCAUCAAUGAAAUGUAUUAAAGUAAGACACAAAACAAGAGAGGUUCGAAAUAAAAAAGGGCGUAACGGGCAAAGCAGGCUUUCAGUGAAAUCUGGUGAAAAGGCUGAUAGAAAAGUCCACAGCGGAAGCAGUAGCAGCAGUAGCAGCGGGUCCAUCAAACAGCUGUGCAAAAGAGGUAAAAGGCCAUUAAAAGAAAUUGGAAGAAAAGAAGCUGGCGGUAGCGAUGGAAGAGAUUUGUAUUUAGACAGCAGAAAUGAAAAGGAAUAUAAAGAAGAACCCUUGUGGUAUACUGAGCCGAUUACAGAGUACUUUGUUCCUCUUAGCAGAAAAAGCAAGCUGGAGACUACGUACCGCAACAGGGAAGAUAUAUGUGGCGUAACAUCAGAGGCUGUAGAAGAGUUGUCUGAAUCAGUGCAUGGUCUUUGUAUUAGCAACAAUAAUAUUCAUAAAACAUACCUCGCAGCAGGUACUUUCAUCGAUGGUCACUUUGUAGAAAUGCCUGCAGUUCUAAAUGAGGAUAUUGACCUCGCUGGGACCUCAAUAUGUUCUCAACCAGAGGACGACAAAUAUUUAGAUGAUAUUCAUCUGUCAGAACUAACACACUUCUAUGAAGUGGAUAUUGAUCAAUCCAUGUUGGAUCCUGGUGCCUCAGAUACGAUGCAAGGGGAGAGUCGGAUUUUAAAUAUGAUUCGACAAAAGAGUAAAGAAAAAACUGAUUUUGAGGCAGAAUGUUGCAUAGUGUUAGAUGGAAUGGAGUUGCAAGGGGAAAGUGCAAUAUGGACAGAUUCGACCAGCUCUGUUGGUGCUGAAGGGUGGUUCUUGCAAGACCUUAGUAAUUUAGCUCAAUUUUGGGAGUGCUGUUCAUCUUCUAGUUCUGGUGAUGCAGAUGGGGAAAGUUUUGGAGGAGAUUCUCCGAUCAGAUUCUCCCCCAUCUUAGACAGCACAAUGCUUAAUUCACACAUGCUUGCUGGCAAUCAAGAGCUCUUUUCAGAUAUUAAUGAAGGGUCUGGUAUAAACUCUUGUUUUUCAGUGUUUGAAGUGCAAUGCAGUAACUCUGUUUUACCAUUUUCUUUUGAAACACUCAAUUUGGGAAAUGAAAAUGCAGAUUCUAGUAGCACUGCUAAUAUUCUUGGGAAAACACAGUCUAGAUUGCUAAUAUGGACCAAAAAUAGUGCCUUUGAUGAAAAUGAACACUGUUCCAAUCUUUCAACAAGAACCUGUAGUCCAUGGUCACACUCGGAAGAAACACGGUCAGACAAUGAGACUUUAAAUAUUCCAUAUGAAGAAUCCACGCAAUUUAAUGCAGAAGAUAUCAAUUAUGUAGUUCCUAGAGUGUCUUCGAGUUAUGUAGAUGAAGAAAUUCUAGAUUUUUUGCCAGAAGAAACCUGCCAGCAACAAGCUAGAACUUUAGGAGAAAUGCCCACUUUGAUUUUCAAAAAAAAAUCUAAGCUAGAAUCUGUCUGUGGUAUUCAGCUAGAAGAAAAAGCGGAAAGUAAAGACUAUGAAACUACACAAGGGUGUAGUGAAAGCAGUCCACAUGGAGAUGGCUACAGCUCAGGGGUUAUUAAAGAUAUUUGGACAAAUAUGACAGACAGAAAUUCUGCAGCGAUGGUAGAAAUAGAAGGAAUAGAAGAUGAAUUGUUUUCAACUGAUGUAAAUAACUAUUGCUGCUGUUUGGAUACAGAAGCAAAAGUUGAAACCCUCCAGGAGCCCAACAAAGCAGUGCAGAGAUCAGAGUAUCAUCUUUGGGAAGGUCAAAAGGAGAAUUUAGAGAAGAGAGCCUUUGUCUCGAAUGAUUUAUCAAAAGUAGAUGGUGGUGACUAUACUACACCAUCAAAACCUUGGGAUGUUAACCAGGAUAAAGAAAACUCAUUUAUACUUGGUGGUGUGUAUGGGGAGCUCAAAACAUUUAACAGUGAUGGAGAAUGGGCAGUGGUGCCACCUAGUCACUCAAAAGGGAGCUUAUUACAAUGUGCAGCUUCUGAUGUAGUGACAAUAGCUGGUACAGAUGUUUUUAUGACUCCAGGUAAUAGCUUUGCCCCUGGUCAUAGGCAAUUAUGGAGGCCAUUUGUAUCAUUUGAACAGAAUGAGCAAUCAAAGAGUGGAGAUAACGGAUUAAAUAAGGGUUUUUCUUUUAUCUUCCAUGAAGACUUACUGGGAGCUUGUGGUAACUUUCAAGUUGAAGAACCAGGGCUUGAAUACUCAUUCUCUUCCUUUGACCUGAACAAUCCAUUUUCACAAGUUCUUCAUGUAGAGUGUUCGUUUGAGCCAGAAGGAAUUGCAUCUUUCAGCCCUAGUUUUAAACCUAAGUCAAUUCUGUGCUCUGAUUCAGACAGUGAGGUUUUACACCCCAGGAUAUGUGGUGUUGAUCGAACGCAGUACAGGGCUAUACGGAUUUCUCCCAGGACUCACUUUCGCCCAAUUUCUGCAUCUGAACUUUCUCCAGGUGGUGGAAGUGAGUCAGAAUUUGAGUCAGAAAAAGAUGAGGGAAGUACUGCUGUCCCUUCUCAAGUAGAUGUAUUUGAGGAUCCACAAGCAGAUCUCAAACCUCUGGAAGAAGAUGCAGAAAAAGAAGGGCAUUAUUACGGAAAAUCAGAGCUUGAGUCUGGAAAAUUCCUUCCCAGAUUAAAAAAGUCUGGAAUGGAGAAGAGUGCACAAACAUCAUUGGAUUCCCAAGAAGAGUCGGCUGGGAUGUUGCCAGUAGGAAACCAAGAUCCCUGUUUAGAAUGCAGUAUGAAGGAAUCUCUAGAUGGGAGGGCGAUGGAGAGCUCCAAAGUCAACUGCAGAAUAGUGGAGCCACGUGAGGAGACUAGCAGGUUUUGCAGUUGCAAAGCAGGGUGCCAUUUCCCCACGUACGAGGAUAAUCCUGUUUCUUCAGGAGAGCUUGAAGAGAGAAUGAGUGGCAGCCAGGAAAAGCAAUGCUGGUGGGAAAAGGCGCUCUAUUCUCCCCUUUUUCCUGCAUCACAGUGUGAAGAGUGUUAUACAAAUGCCAAGGGAGAGAAUGGUGUAGGAGAAUUUGCAGAUGUAAAGGAAAUAUCCAAUGAUGAUGAACAUCUUUUAGAUUUUAAUAUGGUUUCUUCUGUUUAUGAAGCAAGAUGUGCAGAUGAUAUAAAUGCUGAGGCAAAACCAAAUGGCUUCAGGAAGAAGAUCUACUCCAGUGAUAGCUCCAGCUCUGAAGACACAGCUUCAGAAGGUGGCAGUGAAUGGGCUGACCCAUGUGAGGAGGAGCUUUUUUCUCGAACUCAACUAUAAAAACUGCAGAGUAGAACAGAUGAUUUAAAAGUAACAUGAGAUGGAAAACUAUUCUUCCUGAGGGUCUGUAGCUCUAAAACAACAACUUGAGUUUCCUCUUCAGUUAAUGGAUUCAGAUGUGUAUUUAUCUUUCUCUUCUUGCUUAUUUUAUAGAUGAGGACACAGCUGUCCUGUUGAAGAUUUUUUUUCCCCCCCCAAAAAAACUGUUAAAUUCUUGGCUAUUUGAACUAGACUAGAUUGUGUUGUCAAAUCAAGAAUGGAUGUGCAUGUGCUUGUCUUAGUAGUACCACUGCUUUUUUGCAUCUUAAUUGCAGUUAUUUUCAUUCGUAACUGUAGCCCUACCACUAUUACUAUCUUCUUGGCAUCGCAGUGUCUACAACUACUUCUGCUAUUCAGAGACUUCAGCUUUCUGCACAUUAGGCUUUGUUCUUUAAGAACUGGGAGAUAAAUACUUAACACUGUAAUCUAUCAGUGCCUUUCUGAAUGCAGGAGAAAAGCAUGAAUGACUUGUCCAGUCUUCAUUCAGUAAAUCUCAUAACUUUGAAGUAGGAACAACAGGGUUGUGCUUUAGAGACUUACAGAAACUGUGUUUUCUAUCCUAUGAUUCCCCCCUCCCGCAAACCAACACUGAGGAUACCAUGGUUUGUAUUCUUGCUAACUGGAGAAGCCAAGGAUUUUUUGUAGGUAUGGAGGCAAUGUGGGGUUUUUUUUUCCUUUUUUUUCUUUUUUUUUGUCCUUUUUAGCAACUUGCCAAUGUGGGGCAGACGUUUAAAGAGUAACACCAAAAAUAAUAAACCACUGGGGUGAUGUGUGGAUUGUUGUGACUUUUGUAACGAGUAGUGAGAAUGUUGUCUUGUUGCAGAUGAUGGCAUUCAUGUAACCUGCAAAAGCAUCCUGUACUGAACUUGAGCCUGAAUGACUGAAACUAUCUAAAAUGCUCAGAGUGUUCAAUGUUUUAAAUGCAAAGGGUGAGUGCUUCACUUGAAAGAAAUCCUGUGGCUGCUGCAGUUAGCUGCUGUUGUGGCUGUAAUUUAGUAAAUCUCGUAGUUCAUUUUGUGUUUCUGAGAGAA
This is a messenger RNA of Fulmarus glacialis (Northern fulmar), 4889 nucleotides long. RefSeq names its product KIAA0232 ortholog. Lineage: Eukaryota; Metazoa; Chordata; Aves; Procellariiformes; Procellariidae. The transcript has 6 exons. The annotation marks the transcript as partial. The record is from RefSeq and is a predicted model, not a curated record.